CUUUUUGUAAGCAUGGCGGCGUCCUUGGUAGGCAGGCAAGCAACGCUUUUGUCGACGGCGAUUAGCAGAUGGAGUUCUGCAGUAUGCCUCAACGUCACAGCGAGAAGCAUUCACUCAACCGCAGCUUGCUAUAAGAACCGUGCUGCUCGUAUUCGUGUGGGGAAAGGUGACAGGCCGUUAACUUAUGAGCAGGCCCUUCAUCCCCAUCAGAUUGGCCAUCGGAAAGGUUGGCUUUCUCAACAUACCAGUAACCUCAAAGGAGAGGGCGGCGCAGCCGAAAGGACCAUUGAGGAUGUUUUUAUUCGACGCUUCAUCUUUGGCACUUUUCCAGGGUGCCUAGCCAAUGAACUUGUGAUCAAACGUAGGGGAAAUCUCCUGGUGAUUUGCGCCCUCAUGUUACAGAAACUUCCUCCGCAAAAGUUUUAUUUCCUCAUCGGUUACACAGAGACAUUGCUCUCCCAUUUCUACAAGUGUCCCGUAAAACUGGAGGUGCAGACACUGGAAGAGAAAGCAGUCUACAAGUACCUCUAAGAGCAGUCUGGGAAAAGAAUUUCAUGGGUGAAAUGGAAGGUUCUAAUUCUUCUGUGUGUGCUGGAAAAUCUAAAUAAUAUAUUAUAAGUCACAUGACAGCCACAAUGAGUGGUUUAGUACACCGCGUAUUGUGCGAGAUGUCCUAUAACCAAGUCUCAAAGUUUAAAACUUCAUUGUUAUUGGUUUACAAUAAAACAAUUUGAUAUUUCUCC
Molecule: messenger RNA, 743 nt
Organism: Chanos chanos (milkfish)
Lineage: Eukaryota; Metazoa; Chordata; Actinopteri; Gonorynchiformes; Chanidae
Gene: mrps24
Product: mitochondrial ribosomal protein S24
Exons: 4
Coding region: 13-531 (172 amino acids)
Biological process (GO): translation
Cellular component (GO): mitochondrion
Source: RefSeq, a predicted model, not a curated record